CGGCAAAGCAGCCCUAUAUCUCCAUUUUACUCGUGGGUGUGGGCACUUCACACGAGCUGAUAAAACAUUUCUGAACAUGCUGAAUCACGAGUUGAUCUGAGCUGAGGGACAUCUUAAGUUGAAGACCGCAAACUAAAGGAGUUCUGGUUCACAAUAACAGGGGAUGUUUGAUAGGGCAACAAAGAAGCUGGUCCGUCAGAUCGAUCCUAAUGGUGCUCUGAUUGCGACGUCCAGGCCGAAUGAUUCAAAUAAACUUCGGCCCCUUGCAGUGGUGUUCAAGAAGCCGAAGGCAUGGUUCUGGCAGGAAACUACAUACAGACCCACAUCCUUCACGCUGAAUGAUCUGCUGAAGGGGAAGGAAAUAAAACCAGUGCUGGAGAAGAGCGAGUUUCUGAAAUAUGAGGCAACGUACAAAAACACUAUAAGUGGAUCGCUGGAGGUGGGAAAUAAAGUUGCCGGCGUGCAUGGACAAGGCAGGUCCAAACUCCAUGUGUCUUUUGGGACUCUUCAGAAGGAAGAUGUGGACAUUCCAAUACUUCUGAAGGACUGCAGAGGCAGGAAGGUGGACCUCGGACACAAGUUGAUUCAGCAGUCAUUGAAGUGGAAGAAGGUGUUCACCCUCCUUAAAGAGCGAAUUUUUACUACGUGUGAAUGUUCAAUCUCUUAUGUCGGACGGGAGCAGGGCAGCUGUUUCACUGGUUUUGGAGGGUUUUCAGAGAUGUUUAUAAAAGACAGCAGUGAACUACAAUGUGACUUUGAGUCCGACCUUGACUUAAGGAUCCCACCAGGCACCAUCAUGGCUUACAGUGUCAUGGAAAUGAGCAUAGACAGUAAUGGCUACUUUGAAUUGUCUCUUGGGCCUGAUGGAAUCGAGGCAGAUGACAAUUCCCAGGAUUCUGAUUCUUCAGAAGCGGAUGGCCCUCUGCCACUUGAAGAGAUCCAGAAAGGGUCUGCACUUAGUUCCCUAAAUAAAGCACUUUCGGAUGUUCACAGUAGGUUUUAUUCGCUGAAUGAUCUUUCUUGUGAAUGCCGCUCUUCCUUACUUCUCCAUUUGAGGAAAAUUCUGUUAGACCGACCCAUCCUGUCAGCUUUGGUGGAUAGGCUCGAGGUACCAACCAGUGAAGAAGCUCCAUUCCUCCCAAAGAACGACCUUUUAACCGACACAUUUUUAGAUUUACUUAAGUGUGAACAAUUCAAGAGCAAGAUAAGGGAAGCAACAGUGACCAAUCAGAAUGGAUCUCAGACAUCAACAGCCAAUCGCAGUGGUCAACCCUCAGCAUCUGAGUUGAAUGGAUCAGAAAAACAGAAUGGAGACACAGCUGUCUCACAUCACAAUGGGACAUCAACAAAAUCAAACAAGCAGAGUGAUCGACUUCGGGUGGCCAUGCAUAUGCUGCUCAGUGCUCUUGAGGAGUUGACAGAUGCUGGACUGAAGCUGCUUGAACAUUUCUGCUCUCCUGAGGGUCUAAAAAGUCUGCAAGACUUUGUAAAUCUUCUGAUAGCUGACGACACGCCACUGUCCAAAGACAGCAUCCCUGUGUUCUUACAGAAAGACGAGGAAUUCUCCAAAGUGAAGGAGCUUUUUAAUUUAUGCAGUGUUUUACUAAAGGAAGAAGAUAAUGUUUUGUUUGCAGAGGUCACAUGUGAAGAGGGAUUUCUUCCGCUUGUACUGUGUAUUGUGAUCAAUGGCCUUGCAUGCCUCAGUGGUGAAUGAGAGUGUUAUUACUUCUUAAUAAUGACUGGGUUUGUAUUGAAUGUUUUGUUCCUUAACUAACCUCACUAACUUAAUUACUUUUGCUAAUUGUAUUUCUUAUAUGUUAUUGUUUAUCAUUAUAAAGAUCAAAAAUAUAU
Molecule: messenger RNA, 1851 nt
Organism: Misgurnus anguillicaudatus (oriental weatherfish)
Lineage: Eukaryota; Metazoa; Chordata; Actinopteri; Cypriniformes; Cobitidae
Gene: gsdmea
Product: gasdermin Ea
Biological process (GO): programmed cell death
Cellular component (GO): cytoplasm
Source: RefSeq, a predicted model, not a curated record